UUGGGUCUUUUUGCAUCCAUGACUUCUUCUACCAUGGUGAAGAGAAGGUUUGUAUGGGUGUAUGCGUCGGUCCAGUUUACACUUGUUGUCCUCUUUGCCCACAUAUUCUACUCUGUUAUUCGUGUGCAAGCAAUAUUGUCGAUUCUCCUGGCUACAUUUGCAGGAUUUGGUGUUUCCAUGAGCGAGAGUUCUAUUCUAGUUGAAUUCUCUAGAUGGAGAAGAAGACUAAACGCUGUAUUGGGUCUGCAAAACACAUCAUUUCCAAUGCCUCGCCAAAACCGAUUGCCUCAAACUGCAAUGACCUCUCGGCCCCAAACAGAAGCAUAGAAUUCAUCAAGUCCCUUUUUCAUAUUUUUCCAAUGUUUGUGCAUAUUUGGAGAUUUUUUUGUCCCUUCUUUGGUUGGGGUCAGCAAGGGAGGAGACCAUAGAGGGACAAGUAGUCCCGUUUGCUUUGAACAGACGAAUGUUUCCAUGUUCCGCCAUCUUCUUAUUUCUUUUCGUGUGUGGAGAUUACAUGUUUGUUAACUGGCGAUGAUGAUGUUGUAUGUGUAAAACUCUUUCGCAAGUAUGAAGAAAUAGAAGGGAUUUUGGAGUACUAGCAA
Impatiens glandulifera is the source of this 602-nucleotide messenger RNA. RefSeq lists its product as uncharacterized. The record is from RefSeq and is a predicted model, not a curated record. Bases 19 to 327 code for a protein of 102 amino acids. The transcript has 3 exons. Lineage: Eukaryota; Viridiplantae; Streptophyta; Magnoliopsida; Ericales; Balsaminaceae.